GGUUAUAUUAUUUUAUACGAAUAUUUCUUAAUAUGUCAAACUUUGAGAAUGAGCCAAAUGCAUCAGGAAGCCCCCAAGAUCAAAGAAACUUUCAACAUUUUGAAAAGGAAAUUCAGGAAGAUCAUCCUGAGCAGAAUCGGCAGAUUUCCUCCCAGCUGGAUUACUUCCACAGUCAUUCUUGACAAGGUCUGAGUCCCCAGGUAGCAGAUAAAGUUGCUAAGGCGAGGAGCGUUUACAAAACACCGAAGAAGAAUAGGAACCAAGGGUUCUUCUUGUCGAAUGGUCAGAGACCUUUCACCGCUCGGGUUAAUAAACUUCAUAAAAAGAAGAAGCAACAUUUUUCUUCUGAACAGCGUAAAAUGAAUAUUCUGAAAAUAGUAAAAUAAGCAAACUAAUCUGGCAAUAAUCAGAGAGAGUAUUGAAAAAGAAUCCCAAGGAAUAACCUCGAAUGAAGUUAAUACCAUCAUGAAACCUUCCCGGACGUCGAAUCUACCAAACAAGAGGAAGAAGAGAGCACAGUCUCAAGGCAAACCUUCCUUAUGAGGAAGGGAUUUUGAAGGGCUAUAUCUUCAGAGCUCAGAAAAUUAUUUGAACAAUGAUAUGCAUUUCCUUUACCAAGGUGGGACACCUAUCAAUAUGCCUGAAGAGAAGAAUAAUUGUAAACCCCUUCCUUUGGCAGUGGCGAAAAUUAAUUUCCAAUCUGAAAUAAAACCUACCAAGUCUCAACGUGGUUUUUACGAUUCUAAAUACUGAUCUGUUAAUAGUAGAAUUGAUCAUAAGCAAGAGAGUAAGAAGAAGAAGUGCUCAAUCAUAAAUUGUACUCCAUUUAAAGGAAAAUCAAUCAAAAAGAGAGUAGGAACAGCUAUUUCGCCUCAUACAGACACUAAACCAUUCCUAAAACGUAUUGCAUCAAACUCUAAGCCGUAUGUUGAUAAGCGGAAUUAUGGCCGGACUCUUUUGCCGAAUAAAAGUAAUAUACCGUCUCUGACCAGAAAGUUAUGUACGAAUAGUAAGAGCUUAUUCACGAAAGACCAACUCUCAGACCUAAUAAACAAAAGAAGGGUAGAGAAAGUAUUUGAAUCCAUUCCUCCCUGUAAAACCCUGUUUCCGAAGAGAUCAAAAUCAAAGAGAUCCCUGAAGUCUAUUAGAAGAAAGAUAAGCCAGUUUAUUAAGUCUGAUAGUUUGUUGACUCCUCUGAAAAAUGAUUAUAUUACUAAGAAUUUACCCAGUAGGGCUACCCUGAUGAGCUCUAUGAAAGCAGAUAAUCAGUCAUUUAAACUUUCUCAGAACAGGAUCAACUUGCAGAUUGCGGCCAGUAAUGUCACUGAAGAUCAGAACUUUCAUGGUUAG
Molecule: messenger RNA, 1350 nt
Organism: Moneuplotes crassus
Lineage: Eukaryota; Ciliophora; Spirotrichea; Euplotida; Euplotidae
Source: the annotation of a GenBank genome assembly